UUCUCUGCUUCCACAUAAAACUCUGUUCUGUUUCCUCUGUCUCUCUCUCUCUUUAUUUAUACUCCACUUAAUUCAUUGCUUUUCUGUAAUUCAAUUAUCCACAGUAAAUCGUAUUCUCAUUACUGUGGAGACUUGAAUUCUCAUAAGUCCGAACCAAACCUCACUGAUUCAAACUUAUUCAUCAUAUUUCUCCAGUUUUUUAUUUACUUACAAACAAAUUCUUGGACUGAUUAAAACCAGAGAAUGUUGAGACAUAAACAUAAUACAAGUAUAGAAGGUCUGAUUCAAGGUGGAAAGAUACGUAAGCGAGGUUGUUCAUCAUCAACAUCAUCAUCAUCUUCAGUGAUACAGAAUUAUAGAUUUAAGAGAGCACUUUUAGUUGGGAAAAGAGGUAGAGGAUCAAAUACUACUCCAGUUCCAACUUGGAGGAUUGAUAAUAAUAAUAAUAAUUCAAGAUCAAGUUAUAAUCAUAGAAUUCUGACACCAAAUUCUAAUAGACAGGUUUCUGCUAGAAAACUUGUUGCUACUCUUUGGCAAAUGAAUGAAGUUCCUUCUCCUAGAAUGAAAGAGAUUUUAGAUUGUAAGAAAGAAUCAAGAAGUAGUACUAGAGAUAGAGGUGGUGGAAACAGAGUGUACUCUGUUCUUUCUGAUCCUUCUCAUAGUCCUGUUUCAGAGAGAUUGGAUCGGUCUAGAAAUGGAAGUCAUCACAGAAGAAACUCUAUUACAUCUCAGAAGCUCAGGCUUACUGAUUAUAUCAAUGGAGGUUUUGAUUCCAUUAGCAAUGCCAAUCAAGUGGAGAUUCGGCCGCCUUCACGGGGAAUGACUCCGACGGGAUCUUCAGUGGGUGUUCACAAUCAUAAGUCUCGUUUGAAGGAUGUUUCUGACGGUCUGACAAACUCGAAAGAGCUUUUAAAAGUAAUCAAUCGGUUCUGGGGUGUUGAAGAACAUCAGUCAGCAAGUAUGUCAAUCAUUUCAGCUCUAAGAGCUGAGAUUGAGAGAGCGCACGUACAGGUUAAUCAUCUGGUUCGAGAGAAUCCUUCUUCUGAUCGUAGUAAGGAAAUGGAGUGUGUAUUGAAGCGCUUUGCACAAGAGAAAGCAGCUUGGAAACGCAAUGAGCAAGAAAAGAUAGAGAUGGCUUUGAGACCGAUUAAAGGAGAUCUCGAGGGAGAGAGGAAGUUGAGGAGAAGAACUGAGAGUUUGAAUAAGAGUCUUGGUAGAGAAUUGGCUGAGACUAAAUCGGCUCUCUUGAAGGCAACUAAAGAACUUGAGACCGAGAAAAGAGCACGAGAGAUAAUGGAACAGAUAUGUGAUGAGUUGGCUAGAGGAAUUGGUGAGGAUAAAGCAAAGGUAGAAGCAUUAAAGAGAGAGUCUGCAAUGGUUCGAGAGGAGGUUGAGAAAGAGCGAGAGAUGCUUCACUUGGCGGAUACUUUGCGAGAGGAAAGAGUUCAAAUGAAGCUGUGCGAAGCCAAGUAUCAGUUCGAGGAGAAAAAUGCAGCGGUAGAUAAGUUGAAGCUUGAACUUGAAACCUUUCUUAAGACCAAAAAGUCUAAAGGUAAUAAAAACAGGUCAGGGAAAUGUGGCAGCAGAGGAGAUGUUGCAAUCUAUUUGAGUAAACCGAAUGUGUUUGAUCAGAUCCAAAGAGGAGGACAAGUAGUAGAUGAGGAAAGCAAUGACGGAGAUUUGGACUCGGGUGAAGAAGAAGGUUCGUCUGACAGUGAUCUCCGUUCCAUUGAAUUAAACAUAGAGGAUGCUAAUAACUCAGGCUAUGUGUGGAAUUUCGUUGAUGGAGCUGCUCAAGAAGAUCCAAAGAGACUUUCUGUUGACAAAGAAACCAAAGGGAGAAAAUCCACCUCAAAUAAAAUUACCAAAAGAAACUUUUCAAUCGGAAGGCGUGAUUCAGAUGGUAUAGGUUGGGAUUUCAGCACUGAAAAUUUCUCAAACUGGGGAAAGAUCUCCGAGCAUGACAAACAAGUUAAUGGACAAGAACAUUUCGAAGUCGGUACUCAGAAACAUAAAUCAAAAACAGACAAGAAUUUGUCCAGAUCAAAAACAGCACUACCCCAAGACUUCGCAAGUACAACGAAAGAAUGGGCACAACAUCGAGCUUCAUGGGAUCUUGGCAAUGCGCACUGUGAUAGUCCAAAUCCAAAUAUAGCAUGGGAAGCCAGUUUGAAGGAAAGAUUGGCUGAAAUCUUAGGGGAAAGUAGAGUUCAAGAAACCGAUGACAGUAAGAAACUAUCUGUUUCUUAAUCAACCUCUAAAGCUUGAGAGCUGUGUAGAUCAAAAGGUAAAGCUCUCAUCUUGUUCUGAGCAACGACUAUGAUGUUGCGAAUGCCAAAUUUUUUACUGUGUUUUUUCUUUUUUACCUUUAGCUGUAACCAUAUUGACAUAUAUGUGCAUUACCUCAUGCAACAAACAUAUUCAAAUCAAGAUCUUUGCUUUUUUU
Molecule: messenger RNA, 2446 nt
Organism: Papaver somniferum (opium poppy)
Lineage: Eukaryota; Viridiplantae; Streptophyta; Magnoliopsida; Ranunculales; Papaveraceae
Exons: 3
Coding region: 244-2250 (668 amino acids)
Source: RefSeq, a predicted model, not a curated record